This is a messenger RNA of Cucumis sativus (cucumber), 3252 nucleotides long. Its product is annotated as pentatricopeptide repeat-containing protein At2g01860. The record is from RefSeq and is a predicted model, not a curated record. NCBI's taxonomy places the organism in Eukaryota, Viridiplantae, Streptophyta, Magnoliopsida, Cucurbitales, Cucurbitaceae. Gene Ontology annotation, molecular function: protein binding. The transcript has 4 exons. Bases 831 to 2300 code for a protein of 489 amino acids.
AUGGAUCACUUGUUUCUACCUGAGAGUUUGCUUCUAAAGAGUGUGUUUUCUUUUUAGUACUUUUCUGAACGUUCUUAGCGAACUAAAUUCAAUUUGAAAAUCACAAAACUAAUAGAAAACAAAAAUUAAAAAUCAACACACUGUACCCAACCGAACUGAUUUUUAUUUUAAAAGAUAGGAUUUUUCUCUUUCUUCUUCAAACUAACGGCCUCUCAAUCUCUAUUCUCAAAUUGCAUCUCUCUCACCCAGCUCAGUAACUCACGUUCACGUCUUCAACUUCACGCCGCCCAUCGCUCCACUUCUCCAUAGCUCAUUAUCUCACUCUCACAUUUCAUCUCUCUUGACUCAGACUCAGACUCACGUUCACGUCCUCCACCGGUGACCGACCACCGCUCCUCCUCUCUCUCACGCUCACCCCUCUGACUCUCAUCUCACGCUCCGAAAUCGCGGAGAUUCAUUCAGUAAAACGGUUUUUGCAACUUUUUUCUCCCUUCGGUUCCCCCCUUGAAUGGAAGAUUCUCGUGGGCAUUUCUUGCUUUGAAGAAUAUCUUCAAAUUUUGAAUCUUAUAAUCAAUUUUAUUUAUGGACAAAUUCGAAGCAAGACCAAGGAGCCAGAGGAAGAAGUUAGAACGAGACCAAUGGGCUACAAUGUAUAAAAGAGACGAGAGAGAGAUAAGAUUGAAGGGAAACAGAGUGUAUCACUGAUACUACUAAUUGGAUAGGUUCUUGUAAUUUUAUUUUCACUUGUAAGGUCAACUUUUGGUAGAAAACUAUUUUUAUAACCCCGUGGAGUCUGUAAUUUGCACCUUCAAAGCUUCUCACUCGGAAUUAUGGAUUCCAUUGUCUCAGCAACUUCAGUGUCUUCCAUUCUGGUGAAAGGAAAUGGAGGAAUUGGCUGCCAGAAUACAAUGGUUCAUUUCAAGGCUAACUCCAGAAGACGCCCACCUAAAAACCUCCUCUGUCCACGACGGGCCAAGCUUCCUCCUAACCCUGCCGUCAACCAAUUCUUUAACAACAAAACCUCAGCCCCUUCCCCACCCUUCACCGAUUUGAUUUCCUCUAAGAUUUUCCAAGAUGAGCAUGAAGAAAUCCAUGCUCAUGACUAUACUAAGGAUACUGAUGUUGUUUGGGAUUCAGAUGAAAUUGAAGCUAUUUCGUCACUCUUCCAAGGGAGGAUUCCUCAGAAACCUGGUAAAUUGAAUCGGGAGAGACCUCUUCCUCUCCCACUUCCUCACAAGCUACGACCACCAAGACUUCCUAACCCUAAAAUCCGCCCAACAACAGUGGUGUCUUCCCGCGCUUUGCUGUCUAAGCAAGUCUACAAGCGUCCUGAUUUUCUUAUUGGCCUUGCUAGGGAGAUUAGAGAUCUAUCCCCAGAGGAAAAUGUGUCCAAGGUUCUCAAUCGGUGGGGUCCGUUUUUGCAGAAGGGAUCUCUUUCAUUGACAAUCAAGGAACUAGGGCAUAUGGGUCUUCCUGAUAGAGCUCUAAACACGUUCUGUUGGGCACAGGAACAACAUCGACUCUUUCCAGAUGAUCGUGUUUUGGCCUCAACCGUUGAGGUCCUUUCAAGGAACCAUGAACUGAAGGUAGCUGUAAACUUGGAAGAGUUCACUAAACUUGCAAGUCGUGGUGUGCUCGAGGCAAUGAUGCGAGGGUUUAUCAGAGGUGGGAGCUUAAAUCUUGCUUGGAAGCUCCUCGUAGCUGCAAAGAAGGGUAAGAGAAUGUUGGAUCCCAGCGUCUAUGUGAAGUUGAUAUUGGAGCUUGGUAAAAACCCUGAUAAAAACAUGUUGGUUCUUACCUUACUGGAAGAGCUAGGACAGAGAGAAGCCUUGAAGUUAAACCAACAAGAUUGUACAACUAUAGUUAAGGUCUGCACAAGGCUUGGUAAAUUUGAAAUUGCUGAGAAACUUUAUAGCUGGUAUGUUGAAUCUGGACAUGAACCGAGUAUAGUUAUGUAUACUGCCUUGGUUCAUAGUCGCUACUCAGACAGGAAAUAUAGGGAGGCAUUAUCUUUAGUGUGGGAAAUGGAGUCUGGAAACUGUCCUUUUGAUCUUCCUGCUUAUAGUGUAGUGAUAAAGCUUUUUGUUGCUCUUGGUGAUCUUUCAAGGGCUGUUAGAUACUUUGCAAAGCUUAAGGAAGCUGGUUUUUCCCCUACAUAUAAUGUAUAUAGGAAUAUGAUCACCAUUUAUUUAGUCUCAGGGAGGUUAGCCAAGUGUAAGGAAAUUUAUAAGGAAGCAGAGAAUGCUGGAUUUAUGAUGGACAAACAAAUUACUUCAAUGUUGUUGCAAGCAAAAAGAUGAAUCACCUGUGGCAAGAGAUAUUUUUUAUUAUCUAUCACUGAGUUGCACUAUCGGUUUACCUAUCAUCUAGUAGGUUCUCAACAUUUUUUUAUACAGCCGUCUAGGAAGUGAAACCUUCAAUGGCACAAUAUGCUAGUUUAGUCCAUACUAGCCUCUUAAAUUAUGGCUUUACUCACAAAAUGAAUCCUUCAUAUUGGAGAUAUGAUAUGGUUAAAUCACGACCUUCCCCUCAACGUAGCUUUCGUGUCAAAGUUGUGCAAGAUACCGAAGGUCCUAGUAGGAUAGUUGAUAUCAUUAGACUCGUGCCUGAGCUCUCAAGAAAUUACUUUAGAAGUCCUUCGAGGAGGGCCCUUUUUGGAUGAAUCUCAUUGUUGGGUGGCUUUUAUGUGGCACAAAAUAUCUCAUUGUCAUUUGGAGCUUUUGGAGUAAAUGAUGUUUUUGCUACUGUGGUAUGCAUUCUCCUCACCGAUGUUACUCGAUUUUAUUACAAUCGACCAAAGAUUGGAGAAUAUGAAGAAACCAUAGGCACAUGUCUUACACUGAAGUCAUGUUCUCUAAUGUAGAGGAAGUCCUUGUGGUUGAAGAAGCUCAGCCAACUGAAACAAAUCAUUGCACAAGAGAAGAAGUUGAACCAAAACAAGCUACCAAAAAGGAGUUGAAGCCCAUUGCCUGUGUACAUAAGAUCCUUAUAUUUAACUUGAUUCUGUUGUCCCAAAGCUCAAUAUCUUAGUGCAUUAAAGGGACUAGUGUUUUCAUAUAUGUAUAUAUUGAGCUGUAAGUUUAUGUAUAUGUAGAUGCAAUGGGACAGAUAAGCUAAGAAUUUAGAUGAGUUGUCGGUAGUCAUCCAAGAAGAACAAAUAUAGAGAAUCAUGAAGUUUGUAAAACAAAACAACCUUGAAUGUUUGGUUUGUAUUGUGAAUUAUCUAUGCCUCUUUCUCCUUUCUAGUUUUAA